AUGCGCUUCUCUACGCUCACCUCGGCCCUCCUGCUGGCUGCUGCCUCCGGUGUGUCUGCUGAUGCCGCCGCUGCCGCCACCGACGCGGAAUCGACGACGACCACUUUGGUGUCCACAAGCACGCUGUACAAGACAAUCACGCUGAAGCGUGUCGUCGCGACCACGACGUCCACCUGGCACAACGCCACGACCAGCUAUCAGGCAACUGGCACAGGCUCUUUCCGCGUGUCGUCGGCGACGCACGCCGCUACGACCUCCGGUACUGCCCCGAUUGCGACCGCGACCACGAGCGGCAGCAGUGCUGGUCUACGGAAUGCGGCCGGUGUUGCUUUCGUCGGUGUCGCCGGUAUGGUUGUUGCCGCGAUUCUGUAA
Molecule: messenger RNA, 372 nt
Organism: Sporothrix brasiliensis 5110
Lineage: Eukaryota; Fungi; Ascomycota; Sordariomycetes; Ophiostomatales; Ophiostomataceae
Exons: 1
Coding region: 1-372 (123 amino acids)
Source: RefSeq, a predicted model, not a curated record